Molecule: messenger RNA, 4138 nt
Organism: Physeter macrocephalus (sperm whale)
Lineage: Eukaryota; Metazoa; Chordata; Mammalia; Artiodactyla; Physeteridae
Gene: PKIA
Product: cAMP-dependent protein kinase inhibitor alpha
Exons: 5
Coding region: 409-699 (96 amino acids)
Biological process (GO): negative regulation of cAMP-dependent protein kinase activity
Cellular component (GO): nucleus; cytoplasm
Molecular function (GO): cAMP-dependent protein kinase inhibitor activity
Source: RefSeq, a predicted model, not a curated record
ACUAUAAAAAUCAUUUAAGCAGCUUCAUAGACCCAACUUCUUUUAGAAUACAUCUAUGCGGACGCUUCAAUUUGUUUAAUACAGGAGACAACUUGUGAUCUGUCUAGAAGGAGAGGCAACCAUGAUGCCAGUUAGAAUUUUAAUGCCCUGUACCGGCACAAAUAAAGGCCUGUGGGAGUGCUAGGUGAAGAGAUAGGGGAAAGAAGACAAAGAGAAGAUGGCAUUGGCUGAAUUUUGAGGGCUAAAUCCAUUUCAACAAGCAAGUUUGUCAGGAGAAGGCAUUCCAGGUUGAAUAACAGACUUGAGCAAAUGCACCAUCAGAGAAGCUCUGGGAAAACACUGUGCAUUUUUCUAUAGCAUACCAAAUAUGAGAAGAAUAAAUAUGAGUGACAUCAAAUAGAAACCAACAUGACCUGGCAGAUGAUUAGACAUGGAUAUCAACUCCUGCUAUGUGGAUAUUUGUUAGCAAUGACUGAUGUGGAAACUACAUAUGCAGAUUUUAUUGCUUCAGGAAGAACUGGUAGAAGAAAUGCAAUACAUGAUAUCCUGGUUUCCUCUGCAAGUGGUAACAGCAAUGAAUUAGCCUUGAAAUUAGCAGGUCUUGAUAUCAACAAGACAGAAGGUGAAGAAGAUGCACAGCGAAAUUCGACAGAACAAAGUGGGGAAGCCCAGGCAGAAGCAGCAAAAUCUGAAAGUUAACACCCCACUUUGAUCUUCAUCAACACCUGACAAUGUCUCAAAUCUCCAGGCCUGGCUGGAAUGCAUUUAUUUCCAAGAGUGAAAAGGGGGAAAAGAAAAUGGCUGUGCUGCAUUGCAGGAACCUGCUUGUUAUGUUAAAAAUGGGGGCAAAGGCUGUGGCUGCAGACAGACUUUUCUCUACCUCUGGCAUCAGCAAUGGUUGAAAUCAUGUGGCUUGUGUUUGGAUGUCAUUUUUGUACGGAUCCUUUCACUUGACCAUAUGAUUAAAUGCUUGUAGAGAGUAGCACCGACCUAGAUGAUGAUUCUUCCUGUAGCAUCUGGCCCCUCACAAUGUCAGAGGAUUUAAUUGUGUCUAAUCGCAAAGGGUUGGUUGAACCCCAGAGUUUAAAUAUCUCUGGCCCAAGUAUUCACCCAGUAAAAGAACCAUCCAGAAAGCACUGUUUUUAGCAUUAUGUAUCUGUGUGUUCCUGCUGUGUUAUUUACACUGUUUUGUAUUAUAUAAUAUAGAUGCUCAGCACUGCCCCCUUCUUUGAUUGCUUAUGAAAAACAAAAAUGAUGUACGUUACUGUGAAUUUUUAUACUACUCAUUUUUAAAAGGGCUGCCUAAAAACUCUGCUCCGUAAUGUGGUGGUGUGCACAGGAUAGAACACACAUUUUUUAAAACUUAAUCUUUCCCCUUAAUGCACAGCUGAUGAAUUAAGUCUAACAGAUUCAUCAAGACUCCUUUGCUUAUUAUACAGGCAUUUGAAAAUAUCCAUUAAUGUGAAUAUUACCUGAAUUCAGUCUGCUUGGUGUCUACACAGACCAGAAUUCAAACUGCAAAUUUUGUCUUAUUCCCAAGUGGGGAACUUUUUUCAACGAAUAUUUUUAUUUCCAAUUAUGAGGAUUUUUGAGAAUUGGGGAGGUGGGAAAGAGAAUACAAGAUAAUACUAAGCAUGGGAAAUAUUUUCUUCUAUGGAAUCAAUUGAUCACAGUGCUGUGAUAAAUUAAAAUUUGGAGGACUAUUAAAAUUUGGAGGACAACUUAUCUCCACGGAGCAGCAAAAAGAUGAAGAAAAUGAUCUUGCAAUCAUGUGGACACCAAUCACAAAAGUAAAGCCCUUGUGUUGUGUUUUUCAUGUCUUUUAUCAGCCCUAUCAGAUCCAAAUGUUAUUAUGCACUUUCUAAUGUUUGUAAACUUUUACUAAUAAUUAGUGUGAAUUACAUUCUGAUACAAUAAUCAUCAUCAUUAGAAGCUGACAAAAUCCUCAUUAAUACUGUUAGUGGCCUCUGCUGUGUUUUGACAUCAUGGUUCUUAUAUGGAAAGUUUCUAUGAGCUGUGUAACCCCACUGUUCAGUAUUAUGAAAUCAUUUCUCAAUGGUAAUAUAUAAGGCACCAGUAAUAUGCCAAUGGCUCAUGAAUUACUGGACAAAUGGCAGGCAACAGGAAGACCCUUUGCAAUAAAGACCCCACUUAACUCUCCUUGAGGUCUUAGAUACAAUCCCAUGUGAAGUAGGUUAAGCAGCGUUUCAACAGAUAAUCUAUAUGGACAUACCAGGGGCUCAGCCCUCCUUUGUAGUUACAUAAAGGAUGCAAGGUAAGUCUGCCCUCAUCUCCCUUUACAGUACUUUUUGAAUGAGUGGAAUAAGGGCAUGGGUAUCACAUGGUCCUCAAUCACAUAUUACUAGAAAAAAUGUUAACAGUGUGAGUCUUUGAGACAAUAGGAAAGAUUAAAUUUUAGAGUACUUCCUUCAGCUUAACCCAGUAGGGUCCAAAAUGUCCAGUUAACAUUCAAACAAAUCCACCUGUUAAUAGACUCACAAGUGGGAAAAGAGGUUCCUGGGGCUAUUUUAGACAAUUUCUGCUAGUCUACUUAGCACAUCCAACCCAUACAAUCACUUUUUAAUAUCCUUAUUUAUUAUCCUCAUAGCUUUCUUGUGAUACUAGGUAAAGUUCUCUUCAUCCUUAAAAUUGUGGAAUUCCAAACUGAUUUCAUGUGAUUUUGUCAAGUUUAGGACUAGUGCUGAGUAUAUGUGGAGGAUUUAUAUUCCUGUGUGAUAUACUAUUAUUAAUGCAUGUGGUAUCAUGCCUGUCUUUGAAUAUAUAAUAGUGGCUAAAUUGUGAAGUCAUAUGGAGCUUUUGAAUUAUUUUUGACCUCUUACUGCUACUCUGUCUGCUAUAUUCAAAUCCACAGGUAUUCCCAAGCCAGAAAAUAAAAAUCAGCUUUCCAAGACAUUCACAUCCUACAAAAGUGGCUCAGCAAAAGUUCAAAGUAUCUUCCAAAUUUUAUCAUAAUAUCUUUUACUUGCAAGUCAGUAACAUACAAGGAAUUGAAUUUUUAAGGAGAGAAGGAAAGAGUAGAAAACUAAGACACUGAUUUGAUAAUCCACAUUGAAUUCCUGUUAACCAACUGACUUUAUGCUAUUCACUUCACAGCACAUAUUAUCCCAUUUAAUCCUCAAACAAUUCAAUUAAAGAGGUAGCGUUAUUCCAUUUCAUAAAUAAGGAAAUUAAGGCUCAAUAAGGUAUAACUUUUAUAAGCUUGAAAAGCUAAUAAAUGACGAAUAAAAUUUGAAACUGUGUGUAUCUGUCUCCAGGGAGCUUUCUACUGCACACGCCCUAAAGUUGAAGCCAGUUACAGAGCAUGUUUAUCUGGAAGGGAACCUUUAGAGAUGGACUGGAUCAUCCUCCGUAUUUUAGAGGAGGAAACUGAGUCCCAGAAAGGGCAAUUGUUUUUCUCAAGGUUACCUAGAUGAGCAAUGACACAGAUGUGAGUAGCACUUUUAUCUAAAAAAAUAAUAAUAAUAAAUUUCAACUUAUUUUUUUGUGUUAUACUUCCCAGAAGACAUUUUUCUGACAUGGAGCCUGUAAACUUAGCAUGGUUCAGACUUUUUAUGCUCCAUGCUACUCAUUUUGUUUAAUUAACUAGAAAUUGAAAUUUUCCGCUUGUCAACUUAUUUGCAACAAGUGUAGACUUUUCAAAUUUACCUUUUAUCAGUUGUAAGUAUCCUAUGCUGACAUAUUGAUAUCAUAAAUUCAUAGAAAUGUUUUUCCAACAGAUAAUAGACAGGCAGCCUCCGAUUUUUAGGCAAUAUCCCCAGAGCUGUGUACUGUAAAUGCCCAACACUUGAGUCUUACUCAGGCACAGUGGAAAUACACCAUUUUAGAAGAUGACUGAUAAUGGCUGUUUCUCUUCAGAGAAGCGUUAAGGGGUAAAGAAAUGUAACUGCGGGCAAUAGAGUUUCUGAGUGAAGCCAGUAGUAACAGGGUGAAAAUGUAUAGUCACCAAGUGAAAACAGGAACGGAUCUAUGUUUAUGAUGUCUUAAUAGGGCCUAAGUUGUUCUAUAAUUACAAGUGGCAGUCUCUGAAGUCAUUUGUGAGCUUGUAUGACUUUUGUAUUUAGCAAUGUUGCAUGCUCACAUAAUUGAUAUUAAAAGUAAUACAUUUUUCUGAAAUGUA